CACUAACAAUUCCAACAUGGCUGCGAUCAGGAGUGGGGUGACCCCGGUUUCUCAAACGAUAUGUUUUUUAAGACAAGCUGGAAGACAAAGUCUGGGCAACCAUUCACUUACAGAGAGAUGGAACCAGGUUUGAGUUGUUCAUGUCUUUGUGCUGUUGAAUUCAUGUGUUAGUCUGACAGCAAGCGUUAACAGUGAUUCUAAACAGCACGCCCAACUUCGUGCAUGGCUCUGUGACUUUGAGUCAAUGUUGAGCUAACGUUAGCAGGUAAGUGAAUUAGCCUAAACUUUUCUAUCAAAUAUCUACAUGCCACACAAAGGAUAUAAGAUUGUAGCUACGUAUGUAUGGCUAUAACAUUGUUGGUAACUGUCCGGUCCAACUGUCUGCAUACACAAGUUGUCAUGUUCAGACAGUUAUGUAUGACAUGUUAGUUACACAUCCAUCCCCUGAAAUAAAAGAACCCAUACAUUUUCCAUAGGCAUAAAAUGUUUAUUUAGCUCAAAUUUUGUGAAGAAAAUGUUUUUACAUCCCUGUUAGUGAGCAUUUCUCAUUUGCCAAGAUAAUGGAUGGUGGCAUAUCAAGAAGCUGAUUAAAGAGCAUGGUCAUUACACAGGUGUACCUUGUGCUGGGGACAAUAAAAGGCCACUCUAAAAUAUGCAGUUUUGUCACCCAACACAAUGCCACAAUUUUCUCAAGUUUUGAGGGAGCGUGCAAUUGGCAUGCUGACUGCAGGGAUGUCUACCAGAGCUGUUGCCAGAUAAUUGAAUGUUAAUUUCUCUACUAUAAGCUGCCUCCGACGUCAUUUUAGAUAAUUUGGCAGUACGUCCAACCGGCCUCACAACUGCAGACCACGUGUACGCCGUUGUGUGGGUGAGCACGUGUACGCCGUUGUGAACAGAGUGCUCCAUGAUGGCGGUGGGGUUAUGGCAUGGGCAGGCAUAAGCUACGGACAAUGAGCACCAUUGCAUUUUAUCGAUGGCAAUUUGAAUGCACAGAUACCGUGACGAGGUCCUUAGGCCUGUUGUCCUGCCACUCAUCUGCUGCCAUCACUUCAUGUUUCAGCAUGAUAAUGCAGAGCCCCAUGUUGCAAGGAUCUGUACACAAUUCCUGGAAGCUGUAAAUGUCCCAGUUCUUCCAUGGCCUGCAUACUCACCAGACAUGUCACCCAUUGAGCAUGUUUGGGAUGCUCUGGAUCGAUGUGUACAACCGCGUGUUCCAGUUCCCGACAAUAUCCAGCAUCUUAGCACAGCCAUUGAAGAGGAGUGGGACAACAUUCCACAGGCCACAAUCAACAGCCUGAUCAACUCUGUGAAGGAGCUGUCGCGCUGCAUGAGGCAUUUGUACACUGCUCAAAAAAAUAAAGGGAACACUUAAACAACACAUCCUAGAUCUGAAUGAAUGAAAUAAUCUUAUUAAAUACUUUCUUUACAUAGUUGAAUGUGCUGACAACAAACUCACACAACUUAUCAAUGGAAAUCAAAUGUAUCAACCCAUAGAGGUCUGGAUUUGGAGUCACCCUCAAAAUUAAAGUGGAAAACCCCACUACAGGCUGAUCCAACUUUGAUAUAAUGUCCUUAAAACAAGUCAAAAUGAGGCUCAGUAGUGUGUGUGGCCUCCACGUGCCUGUAUGACCUCCCUACAACGCCUGGGCAUGCUCCUGAUGAGGUGGCUGAGGGAUCUCCUCCCAGACCUGGACUAAAGCAUCCGCCAACUCCUGGACAGUCUGUGGUGCAACGUGGCGUUGGUGGAUGGAGCGAGACAUGAUGUCCCAGAUGUGCUCAAUUGGAUUCAGGUCUGGGGAACGGGCGGGCCAGUCCAUAGCAUCAACGCCUUCCUCUUGCAGGAACUGCUGACACACUCCAGCCACAUGAGGUCUAGCAUUGUCUUGCAUUAGGAGGAACCCAGGGCCAACCGCACCAGCAUAUGGUCUCACAAGGGGUCUGAGGAUCUCAUCUCGGUACCUAAUGGCAGUCAGGCUACCUCUGGCGAGCACAUGGAAGGCUGUGCGGCCCCCCAAAGAAAUGCCACCCCACACCAUGACUGACCCACCGCCAAACCGGUCAUGCUGGGGGAUGUUGCAGGCAGCAGAACGUUCUCCACGGCGUCUCCAGACUCUGUCACGUCUGUCACAUGUGCUCAGUGUGAACCUGCUUUCAUCUGUGAAGAGCACAGGGCGCCAGUGGCGAAUUUGCCAAUCUUGGUGUUCUCUGGCAAAUGCCAAACGUCCUGCACAGUGUUGGGCUGUAAGCACAACCCUCACCUGUGGACGUCGGGCCCUCAUACCACCCUCAUGGAGUCUGUUUCUGACCGUUUGAGCAGACCCAUGCACAUUUGUGGCCUGCUGGAGGUCAUUUUGCAGGGCUCUGGCAGUGCUCCUCCUGCUCCUCCUUGCACAAAGGCGGAGGUAGCGGUACUGCGGCUGGGUUGUUGCCCUCCUACGGCCUCCUCCACGUCUCCUGAUGUACUGGCCUGUCUCCUGGUAGCGCCUCCAUGCUCUGGACACUACGCUGACAGACACAGCAAACCUUCUUGCCACAGCUCGCAUUGUUGUGCCAUUCUGGAUGAGCUGCACUACCUGAGCCACUUGUGUGGGUUGUAGACUCCGUCUCAUGCUACCACUAGAGUGAAAGCACCGCCAGCAUUCAAAAGUGACCAAAACAUCAGCCAGGAAGCAUAGGAACUGAGAAGUGGUCUGUGGUCACCACCUGCAGAACCACUUCUUUAUUGGGGGUGUCUUGCUAAUUGCCUAUAAUUUCCACCUGUUGUCUAUUCCAUUUGCACAACAGCAUGUGAAAUUUUUUGGCAAUCAGUGUUGCUUCCUAAGUGGACAGUUUGAUUUCACAGAAGUGUGAUUGACUUGGAGUUACAUUGUGUUGUUUUAAGUGUUCCCUUUAUUUUUUUGAGCAGUGUAUUUAUUAUGGAUCCCCAUUAGCUGCUGCCAAGGCAGCAGCUACUCUUCCAGGGGUUCAGCAAAAUUAAGGCAGUUGUAUACAAUUUUAAAAACAUUACAAUAUAUUCACAACACAUUAAGUGUGUGCCCACAAAAUCUGUGUGUAUAGUGUGUUUGUAUGCAUGUCUGUGCCUGUUUGUAUCUCUUCAAAUGGUGGUCACACCAGAUACUGACUGGUGUUCUGAUCCACGCCCCAAUCUUUUUUUUCUGUAUUCCCAGUCAUGCUGCCCUCCCGUGUAGCCCAGUUGGUAGAGCAUGGCGCUUGCAACGCCAGGGUUGUGGGUUUGUUUCCCCCGGGGGGCCAGUAUGAAAAAUGUAUGCACUCGCUAACUGUAAGUCGCUCUGGAAAAGAGCGUCUGCUAAAUGACUAAAAUGUAAAAAAUGUGAAAUCCAUAGAUUAGGGCCUAAAAUAAUUCAUUUCAAUUGACCGAUUUCCUUAUGAACUUUAACUCAGUAAAAUCUUUUAAAUUGUUGCAUUUUAUAUUUUUAUUCAGUAUAGUUAGUUAGCAUUCCCAUAUCAGCCAGUAACUAGCUAGCUAAUGUUAACUAGAUACAGCCUUGAUAACACAAUGUAUGCAUACAGUGGGGGAAAAAAGCAUUUAGUCAGCCACCAAUUGUGCAAGUUCUCCCACUUAAAAAGAUGAGAGGCCUGUAAUUUUCAUCAUAGGUAAACGUCAACUAUGACAGACAAAAUGAGAAAAGAAAUUCCAGAAAAUCACAUUGUAGGAUUUUUUAUGAAUUUAUUUGCAAAUUAUGGUGGAAAAAAAGUAUUUGGUCAAUAACAAAAGUUUCUCAAUACUUUUGUUAUAUACCCUUUGUUGACAAUUACACAGGUCAAACGUUUUCUGUAAGUCUUCACAAGGUUUUCACACACUGUUGCUGGUAUUUUGGCCCAUUCCUCCAUGCAGAUCUCCUCUAGAGCAGUGAUGUUUUGGGGCUGUCGCUGGGCAACACGGACUUUCAACUCCCUCCAAAGAUUUUCUAUGGGGUUGAGAUCUGGAGACUGGCUAGGCCACUCCAGGACCUUGAAAUGCUUCUUACGAAGCCACUCCUUCGUUGCCCGGGCGGUGUGUUUGGGACAUUGUCAUGCUGAAAGACCCAGCCACAUUUCAUCUUCAAUGCCCUUGCUGAUGGAAGGAAGUUUUCACUCAAAAUCUCACGAUACAUGGCCCCAUUCAUUCUUUCCUUUACACGGAUCAGUCGUCCUGAUCCCUUUGCAGAAAAACAGCCCCAAAGCAUGAUGUUUCCACCCCCAUGCUGCACAGUAGUAUGGUGUUCUUUGGAUGCAACUCAGCAUUCUUUGUCCUCCAAACACGACGAGUUGAGUUUUUACCAAAAAGUUCUAUUUUGGUUUCAUCUGACCAUAUUACAUUCUCCCAAUCCUCUUCUGGAUCAUCCAAAUGCACUCUAGCAAACUUCAGACGGGCCUGGACAUGUACUGGCUUAAGCAGGGGGACACGUUUGGCACUGCAGGAUUUGAGUCCCUGGCGGCAUAGUGUGUUACUGAUGGUAGGCUUUGUUACUUUGGUCCCAGCUCUCUGCAGGUUAUUCACUAGGUCCCCCCGUGUGGUUCUGGGAUUUUUGCUCACCGUUCUUGUGAUCAUUUUGACCCCACGGGAUGAGAUCUUGCGUGGAGCUCCAGAUCGAGGGAGUUUCAGUGGUCUUGUAUGUCUUCCAUUUCCUAAUAAUUGCUCCCACAGUUGAUUUCUUCAAACCAAGCUGCUUACCUAUUGCAGAUUCAGUCUUCCCAGCCUGGUGCAGGUCUACAAUUUUGUUUCUGUUGUCCUUUGACAGCUCUUUGGUCUUGGCCAUAGUGGAGUUUGGAGUGUGACUGUUUGAGGUUGUAGACAGGUGUCUUUUAUACUGAUAACAAGUUCAAACAGGUGCCAUUAAUACAGGUAAUGAGUGGAGGACAGAGGGGUCUCUUAAAGAAGUUGUUACAGGUCUGUGAGAGCCAGAAAUCUUGCUUGUUUGUAGGUGACCAAAUACUUAUUUUCCACCAUAAUUUGCAAAUAAAUUCAUUAAAAAUCCUACAAUGUGAUCUUCUGGAGGGAAAAAAAAUCUCAAUUUGUCUGUCAUAGUUGACGUGUACCUAUGAUGAAAAUUACAGGCCUCUCAUCUUUUUAAGUGGGAGAACUUGCACAAUUGGUGGCUGACUAAAUACUUUUUUUCCCCACUGUACAUACGUAGCUACAAUAUUAUAUCCUAUGUGUGGCAUGUAGUUAGAUCUUUGAUAGAAAACCUUGGCCUAAACAUGAUCAUGACAAGGAAGCAAUAACUUGGUGUGCGCCUCCAUCUGCCCCAAAGUCAAUAUAUUUCUUGAUUUGUGAUACAAAUAUGGUGGUCAUUCGCUCUGACCAUUCAAACCAAACCACAAUACAGCUAACUUGGCUAGAAAUAGACUUUUGCAUGUGCAUAAUCAUAUGCUGCAAUUACUGCUGCAUUGUCUAAGUCAUCCUAUCCUACAAUAAGCCACAAAGUAAAGUGGACCAGAAAGUAGUAGUGCUUCUUCAUCUGAUUUUAGCUUGUUAUUGUGUCCCUCUUCUAAACAGAGGUUUCUACAGACGUCCCAUCUUCACACAGUAGUAGAAUAUAGGAGUCCAUCGACUAGAGCUGGUCUCAGUCGACGUCACAAUGGGAGGUUCUUAUUGGUCAGUUCCGUGGCUGUCAGGCACAACAGCUCACAGGUGAGUCGGUGUCAAUGCGAAAUACAGUAACUAGUCUGAUCCUCUCACAAUUGUUUUAAAACAUUACACCAUGCUCUGGUUCUUACACCUUGACACGUGGUCAAAAUCCAAGACACUUCCUGUUGUAUAAUAGUUUGUCCUGUUCCUUUAGAAAUCCAAACACCUGGUUUGUAAAAGAGGUAUUUUGAUUGGCACAAUAUAAAAUAAAAGCUGGCAUUCUAUGUUAUAUUUUCAGAGAUCAAGUGAAACCCUUCCCAUGGCAUCUCCAGUGCUGGAAGCAUCCAUCCCCAGCACCAUAGUCAUGGAUCCCGCCUCUGUAAACACACAGCCAAUCACUGAGCAGGUAUUUGAGGCUGCACCAACUGUAAUGGAUGUUCUGCAGGGGGUGGGAGUAGAGCUGAGCCUAUCAGAGCUGGGCCUGGGGAGCGCCACCCCCGUGGGCCUGGUCCAGAACCUACUCGAGUUCAUGCAUGUGGACAUGGGGAUGCCGUGGUGGGGAGCUAUUGUUGUAGGUGAGACAUUUACAUGACAUUUACAUUUUAGUAAUCUAGCAGAUGCUCUUAUCCAGAGCUACUUACAAUCAGUGCAUUCAUGUUAAGAUAGCUAUGUGAGACAACAACACAUCACAAUCGUAUCAACAAAGUAUUUAUCAGCAAAGUCAGUGCUAGUAUGAAAAGACAAGUGUCUUUUUUGGGGGGGUUGCCGGGGGCGCCGUGAGUUAUUAAAUGUACUCUUCAAAGAGGUAGGGUUUCAGACGUUUUCGGAAGAUGUGCAGGGACUCCGCUGUGCUGACUUUAGGGAUAAGCUUUUUCCACCAUUGGGGUGCCAGGACAGAGAAGAACUUUGACUGGGCUGAGCGGGAGCUGCCCUCCCAUAGGGGUGGAAGGGCCAAGAGACCAGAGGUGGAAGAACGGAGUGCUCGGGUUGGGAUGUAGGGUUUGAGCAUAGCCUGAAGGUAGGGAAGGACAGUUCCCCUUGCUGCUCUGUAGACAAGCACCAGGGUCUUGAAGAUGAUGCGAGCUUUGACUGGAAGCUAGUGGAGCGGGAUGACAUGCGAGAACUUCGGAAGGUUGAACACCAGUCAGGCUGCAGUAUUCUGGAUAGGUUGCUGGGGUUUGAUGGCACAAGCGGGGAGCCCAGCCAACCGAGUUGCAGUAGUCUAGAUGGGAGAUGACAAGUGCCUGGAUUAGAACCUGUGCUGCUUCCUGUGUGUGGAAAGGUUGUACUCUACCGAUGUUGUAGAGCAUGAACCUGCAGGAGCGAGUCACUGCUUUGAUGUUUACAGAGAACGACAGGGUGUUGUCCAGGACCGACGUCCAAGCUGAGAUAUUUGCAAGGCACGCAAAGAUGUCGCCACCUGGGUGUCAGAAGAGGGGAAGGAGAAAAGUAGUUGAGUGUCAUCCACAUAGCAAUGAUAGAAGAGCCCAUGUGAGGAUAUGCAAGAGCCGAUUGACUUGGUGUAAAGAGAAAAUAUUUUUCCACUUUGCCAGCUCGGGAUUUGAACCAGCAACCUUUUGGUUACUGGCCCAACGCUCUUAACCACUAGGCUACCAGUCUCCGUUGAGUGAGCCGUCUUGAAGCCUGACUGGUUAGGGUCAAGAAGAAUUGUUCUGAGAGAUAACCAGAGAGUUGGUCAGGGACAGCACGCUCAAGUGUGUUGGAAAGAAAAGAAAGAAAGGAUACCGGUCUUUAGUUUUUGAUGUCAGAGGGGUCGAGUGUUGGUUUCUUGAGGAGGGGGGCAACUCUGGCCAUCUUGAAGUCAGAGGGGAUGCAGCCAGUGGUCAGGGAUGAGGGAAGUGAGGAAUGGGAAAACAUCUCCAGAAAUGGUCUGGAGGAGGGGAUGGGGUCAAGUGGGCAGGUUGUUGGGCGGCCAGACAUCACUAGUCUCAGAAUUUCAUCUGGAGAAAGAGGUCAAGGCAUAAGGUAGUUCUGUGUGAGUGGGACCGGUGGGCUCAGUAGGCUGAGUGAAUGAGUAACUGAUGUCUUUGUCCUUUUUUUCAAGGUGGUUGACAGUCAUUCGCAGGGAAGGGGAGGAGGUGGAGGAUUAAGGAGGGAGGAGAAAGUGGAGAAGAGUUUCCCAGGGUUAGAGGCAGAAGCUUGAAAUUUAGAGUGAUAGAAAGCAUCUUUAGCAGCCGAUACAGAGGAAAAUAAGGUAGAGCGAGAGGAGGGAGUGGAAGGAUGAUAGGUCCUCCGGAAGUUUGGUUUUCCUCCAUUUCCGCUCAGCUGCCCGCAGCCCUGUUCUGUUAGCGCGUAGUGAGUCACAGACCAUAGAAUUAGGAAUGAAUGUAAUUGAAUAGGAUCUCUAUGGGUGAGACCCUCCUCAUCAGAACUCUGUGUGGGUUGCCUCAGCCUGUCUAGCUUCAAAUCAUCAGACUUGAGUCCAAUAUUCACAAGGAGAUACUUGGUUGUAAGAGGCUUUUGGUAUUUAUCUUGAUGUAUUGCUGACUUUCCUUAUUUUUUUAUUUUGUCCUUUUCUGUUUUUCUCUUACACACCCACACCCACAGGCACGGUGCUGGCCCGCAUCAUGGUGUUCCCGGUCAUCGUGAAGGGUCAGAGGGAGGCAGCCAAGCUGAACAACGUUAUACCAGAGAUUACCAAACUCACCAACAAGAUGAACGAGGCCAAACAGAGCGGAAACAAGUUUGACUGUUAGUCUUCUCUCUCUCUCCUCCUCAACUCAUUUCUGUUUAAUGACAUCUGUAUCCUCCCUCUGUAUUUAUCCCUCUUUCAUCUCUCAUUGGAACUGCUCCCUUCUUUUGCUGCUCUACUCUUCUCAUUUCGCUAUUUCCCAGAUAGAGAUGAAGCCUUAUACUAAAAACCAUUUUCAAUGGAGAAUCUCCAUUGCUUUUAACUCAAUGACUAGGCUUGAUCUCUGUCCAGGAAAGCGGCCCUUACAAAAAUUAUAUAUAUAUAUUUUUUACAUAAAAUAACAAAAAUCCCAACAAAUCAGCUCCAAGUGAUUUUUAUUUUGGACAUCUGUUCCAAAGUAUUCUCAUGCAUAAUAUAGAGAUAUAUAUAUAUAUAUAUAUAUAUGAUCGUAUUCAAAUGUAAGCAAGGUUUGAAAUUAUGUUUUUAGUUUUGAUCCCUGCUGUAGUGUGUGAUGUCUCCCUCAGUUUCUCAUGUGAGGUAAUAUUUCUGUGUUUCUCCUAGUUGCUAAGGCGUACUCUGACCUGACCAUGUUCCAGAAGAAGCAUGACGUCAACCCUCUUCGUGGCUUCCUGGUCCCUCUGGUGCAGGUCAGUUACAGCUACGUCUCUCUCCCUUUCUCCCCCCCCCCCCCUCUCUCUUCACUGAUUUUAAAGAAAAUAACUGAUAUAUAAGUAAUGAUGGAAACUCCCACUAUAGCCCAUGCCUCCACAAAAUCCAAUGCUUUACGAUUUAUGGGAAGUAUUGAACAAGGAGAAAGAAGAUAUUAAUGGGACCUAGUAUUUAGGACCCAAGACUAAUCCCACCUCUCUCCCUCUCUCUUUUUCCAGACUCCAGUCUUCAUCUCGUUCUUCAUUGCUCUCAGAAAGAUGUCCUACCUCCCUGUCCCCAGUAUGCAGACAGGAGGGUGCUUGUGGUUCUUCGACCUCACAGCAGCAGACCCCUUCUACAUCCUCCCCAUCGCUGUGACCGGAACCAUGUUCGCCAUCCUGGAGGUAAGUUUAGUCAAGUCAUAACCCUGUCCCCAGGCUAUUGCGCAUUGGGCGGACAUGUCUGGGGAAAUAUUAUUCAGCUGUGCUGACCUUGAUUAGCUUUUUUUUAUAUAUAUAUAUAUAUAUUGAAUUUUUUAUCAAACAGGAUAUUAUAACUUUUCUUUUAUAAAUGUUUUAUUGAAAUAUUUGAAUGCAAGAUGAUGAAUAAUAUUUGCAUAGUAUUAACAGUAUUGAGCCUGAAUAUCAACCACCUGUCUGUCUCCCUGUCUUCUCAGUUGGGGGCAGAGUCUGGUGUGGAUAACCCUAACCUGAAAGCCAUGAAGACUGUGUUCAGAAUCAUGCCCUUCGUCAUCCUCCCCCUCACCAUCAACUUCCCCACGGUCAGUCGCUCUCUUUGUUUCUCUGUUUAUCUCUUGCGCCCCCCUGUGGCAGUAUCAUAAUAUGACAUGCGUCCUCCGUAAACAAUAACAAGUAUGCAGUAGCCCUGGGAUACUUCUGUUCAUUUCGUUGUGAUUCAAUCUUUAAUAUUUUUCCAGGUUAGUCGUGUUGAGAUAAAAAGCUUCAGUGUCACAAGUGUAUCUCUGUCUGGCUUGGCAUUAUGGAGCCAGUCUGCUAACCUGUUUCUCUCAAAGAAUAACAACCGGUAGUGUGGUUGACAAUGCUUUCAGUAGUAUUGGGCUACUUUGACAAGCCCAAAUAAGUUCAGGAGGAAAAAUGUGCUUAAGUCAGAUAAUAAGUUGCAUGGACUCACUGUGUGAAAUUAUAGUGUUUAACAUGAUUUUUUAAAUGACUACCUAAUCUCUGUACCCCACACAUACAAUUACCUGUAAGGUCCCUUAGUCCAGCAGUGAAUUUCAAACACAGAUUCAACCACAAAGACCAGGGAGGUUUUCCAAUGCUUCUUAAAGAAGGGCACAUAUUGGUAAAUGGCACACAAAAAAAAAGCAGACAUUGAAUAUCCCUUUGAGCAUGGCAAAGUUAUUAAUUACACUUUGGAUGGUGUAUCAAUACACUCAGUCACUACAAAGAUAAAGGUGUACUUCCUAACUCAGUUGCCGGAGAGGAAGGAAACCGCUCAGGGAUUUCACCAUGAGGCCAAUUGUGACUUUAAAACAGUGAGAGUUUAGUAGCUGUGAUGGGCGAAAACUGAGGAUGGAUCAACAACAUUGUAGUUGCUCUACAAUACUAACCUAAUUGACAGAGUAAAAAGAAGGACGCCUAUACAGAAUAAAAAUAUUCCAAAACCUGCCUCCUGUUUGCAACAAGGCACUAUAGUAAUACUGCAAAAAAAUGUGGCAAAGCAAUUAACUUUUUGUGCUGAAUACAAAGUGUUAUAUGUGGGGCAAAUCCAAUACAACACAUUACUGAGUACCACUCUCCAUAUUUUCAAGCAUAGUGUUGGCUACACCAUGUUAUAGGUAUGCUUGUAAUCGUUAAGGACUGGGGAGUUUUUCACAAAAAAAAAAAAAAAAUGAAAGAAAGAAACGGAAUGGAGCUAAGCACUGGCAAGGCUAAGCUAAGCUUAGACGGAAAACCUGGGUGUCUGCUUUCCACCAAACACAGGGAGAUGAAUUCACCUUUCAGCAGGACAAUAACCUAAAACACAAGGCCAAAUCUACUCUGUGGAGUUGCUUACCAAGAAGACAGGGAAUUGAAUUCUAAAUAAAUCACAGACAGUGUCACCAGCAAAGCACCACCACACCAUUACACCACCUCCUCCAUGCUUUACGGUGGCAAAUACACAUGCAGAGAUAAUCCGUUCACCCACACCGCGUCUCACAAAGACAGAGUGGUUGGAACCAAAAAUUGCACAUUUGGACUCCAGACCAAAGGACAAAUUUCCACCGGUCUAAUGUCCAUUGCUCGUGUUUCUUGGCCCAAGCAAGUCUCUUCUUCUUAUUGGUGUCCUUUUAGUAGUGGUUUCUUUGCAGCAAUUCAACCAUGAAGGCCUGACUCACACAGUCCCCUCUGAACAGUUGAUGUUGAGAUGUCUGUUACUUGAACUCUGUGAAGCAUUUAUUUGGGCUGCAAUUUCUGAGGCUGGUAACUCUAAUGAACUUAUCCUCUGCAGCAGAGGUAACUCUGGGCCUUCCAUUCCUGUGGUGGUCCUCAUGAAAGCCAGAUUCAUCAUAGCGCUUGAUGGUUUUUGCGACUGCACUUGCAGAAACUUUUCAAAGUUCUUGAAAUGUUCCGUAUUGACUGACCUUCAUGUCUUAAAUUAAUGAUGGACUGUCGUUUCUCUUUUCUUAUUUGAGCUGUUCUUGCCAUAAUAUGGACUUGGUCUUUUACCAAAUAGGGAUAUCUUCUGUAUACCCCCCCCCCUACCUUGUCGCAACGCAACUGAUUGCCUCAAAUGCAUUAAGAAGGAAAGAAAUUCCACAAAUUAACUUUUAAGAAGGCACACCUGUUAAUUGAAAUGCAUUCCAGGUGACUACCUCGUGAAGCUGGUUGAGAGAAUGCCAAGAGUGCGCAAAGCUGUCAAGGCAAAGGGUGGCUAUUUGAAGAACCUCAAUAUAAAAUGUUUUUGAUUUGUUUAACACUUUUUUGGUUACUACAUGAUUCCAUAUGUGUUAUUUCAAAGUUUUGAUGUCUUCACUAUUAUUCUACAAUGUAGAAAAUAGUAAAAAAUAAAGAAAAACCCUUGAAUGAGUAGGUGUUCUAAAACUUUUGACCGGUAGUGUAUAUUUUUAAACAACAACAAAAACAGCAGGGUCAUACUGCUAAAAGAGUGUCUUUGUUUGAGCAUCAAGGAGCUAGUCUGGAAAUCUCACAUUUCUCUCUCUCCCAGGCGGUGUUUACGUACUGGAUGACAUCCAACUGCUUCUCCUUGGCCCAGGUGGCCCUGCUCAAACACCCACUGGUCAGACAGAAGCUGAGGAUCCCAGAGAGGAUUGAACACCCGGUCUCCGGCCAGCCCCAGAACGAAGGCUUCAUCGAUACCAUCAAGAAGGGUGGGUGUAGUGGAACUGAUGUAAAGGGGUGGGGAUGUGUCAUGGAGUCACCUGUGAAAAUAGUCUCCUCUCUUUCUGGGUUGGAUUUGCUCUGUGUAUUUGUCUUUCUCUCUUUCUUUCCUUUUCACUCACUCUCGGACAUACAUUCUCCUCUUGCUCCCAAUUAAAACAUGGUUGUCUGUCUCUCCUAUAGGCUGGAAGAACGCUCAACUGGCCCAGCAGUUGGAGGAGAGGGAGAGGAGGAUGAAGAACCACCUGGACAUCGCUCCUAAAGGUGCCUUUUUACCACCACCCCUUCUUCAGAUCAGUGCCAUUUUCUACAUUUACUCUAUUUUAUUUUGCUCCUAAAUGGAAUGUUUUCACAGCAGGUUGACGUUUAUUGUCAUGAGUCUUGUCCUGGAGGCAGAACUGAGCGAUUUCCCCAUAGGCCAGCAGCAAAGUCAACAUGGACUAUAUUGUAAACAUUUAUGAAAACAAAAAUGAGCUUUUUGGUCUUAAUUUAAGGUUAUGGUUAGGGUUAGCAGUGUGGUUAUGGUUAGGUUUAAAAUCAGAUUUUCUGACUUUGUGGCUGUGCCAGCUAGUGACCACUCUGCAAAGCUGCCUCCAGAACAAGAUUCAUGACGUUAAAACGCUAACCUGCAUUUUAACAGGUACCUCAGUGAUAAAUUUUAUCUGUGAAUAUUGUAGUGGGUUUAUGGUUUUCCUUUCUUUCACCUCAUGCCUUUCUCUCUCUUUGUACUGUCCUCUCCAACCAGGUCCACUGAGGCAGACCUUCACCCACAUCCCUCUACAACAGUCAACACCAUCCAUUCCAGCAACAACAUCAGCAACCAAGUCAGCCAAAGCAAAACAAGCGGCCCCGGCAACCGGUGGGAAGGAGAGGCCAUGGGAGCAGACUAUUGGUUGAAGAAGAGUGACAGACAGUUUGAAGGCCCAAUGAAUCAUGUGUACAUAUUUGAGGGGGAGGGGGAUUGGUAGAGAACGUGGGC
Messenger RNA from Coregonus sp. 'balchen', 13214 nucleotides. NCBI's taxonomy places the organism in Eukaryota, Metazoa, Chordata, Actinopteri, Salmoniformes, Salmonidae. The record is from the annotation of a GenBank genome assembly.